GCACAGGGGUUUAGAGUAGAGCUGGAGCUCUUUGAAGAAAACAGAGAGAUCUUUCCUUUUGUUCCUUUUUUUUUAAAACAGAGUAUCGCUCCUUUAUUAAAAGUCAGGAUGAAUGCCGUACAGCUGGUGGCUUGUGGACUAAUCAUGAGUCUUGUGUUGGUCAGAACAGAGGCGAGACCCACAACACCGAGCCAGCAUAAGGCUCUGGAAGCUUUGCUUGGAGAAGAGCUGGCGGAUUUCCUAGCUUCAGGUGAACGCAGGAUGCGACUGCUGAGGGAACUCCGCACGGACACUCGCGCCAAGGGCAUGUGGGCACGCUUCACAAAUGACCAGAACGGCUCACGAAGACACAAAUCGGGAACUAAGAAAGGAGGAAGCACCACCAGAAGCGGCUGCUUCGGACACAAGAUGGACAGAAUAGGCACCAUCAGUGGCAUGGGCUGCCAACCGGCGUAUUACCCGUCCACAAACAACCUCUCCUGAGUAUCCGUAGGAUGAUGAGGUUUCGGACAAUGCUGACUGUCUCCUUUUGAGGAAAAGCCUUACAAAUGGAAAAAAAAAAAGCUGAAACGGAAGAACGGUACAGAAAUCUGCCAAGAUCGAGCACUAUGGGGAAACAAAUGUAAUCAUCAAAAA
This is a messenger RNA of Tachysurus fulvidraco (yellow catfish), 636 nucleotides long. RefSeq names its product natriuretic peptide C (gene nppc). Gene Ontology annotation, molecular function: hormone receptor binding; hormone activity. The transcript is spliced from 3 exons. The record is from RefSeq and is a predicted model, not a curated record. Gene Ontology annotation, cellular component: extracellular region. Lineage: Eukaryota; Metazoa; Chordata; Actinopteri; Siluriformes; Bagridae. The coding region runs from base 109 to 483 and encodes 124 amino acids. Gene Ontology annotation, biological process: receptor guanylyl cyclase signaling pathway; cGMP biosynthetic process.